CAAUCGUGUUUAUGCUGCCAACAGCUCUGGACGCUACUAGAAACGUGAAGAUUUAUUCAAAGUGUUGAAGGAAAACAAGAUUAAUGAAAAUACAAUAAAAAAAAAUUGAAAAAUAAAACCAAAAUAAAAAUUUACAAAGUGCGUUUUUGUUUAAAACGGAAAUACCAACUGUUUUGUGUGGUAAAUUUUUAUUAAGUAGAAUAUUUACGUGUGUUUGGAGAGUAAAUUCUCUUUAGCAGCAGCAACUUAAGCAACAACAACAACAACUCCGCCCACGCAAUAAAUUGCGACGAAUUUUUCUAGAGCAAAGCAAAGCGAAAAUUUUUGCAAUUUUUUUGAUUUUCAACUGCAACUGAAACAACAACAGCAACAACAACAAGAUGUUCAGCUCAUUCACAGCAUCUCUCAAAAGCUUGGGCGAUAAGACCGCCAACCUUUUCAGUCGCAAGAAGGAUGAUGUUGAGAAAUUGGCCAAAGAGAAAGCCGACAAUGCAGCCAAAAUGGCCGAGGAGCAGGCCAAGGCCGUAGGACAAUCGGUACAGCAGACCAAGAGUGAAGCGGAAAAUUUGGCGGCCAGUACUGCCAAGGAAGCCGCCGAUUUGGCAGCUACUGAAGCCCAAAAAGCUGGUCAGGCCAUUAAUGCUGGUGUUAGCCAGGCUCAAGCCGCUGUAGAUCAUUCUAAGCAAACUAUCGACAGCACAGUGCAACAGGCGAAUGCUGCGGCUGCAAAUGCCAAGCAAGUGGCCGCCAAUGUGGCUGAGGCAUCACAGAAGGCUGCUGCCAAUGCUGUCGACCAAACCAAGAAGGCUGCCAACGACGCGAUCAACAAGAGCGUCAAGGCUGCUGAACAGACGGUCGACACGAAAAUGAAGGAAGCCGAACAUGCCAUUGACGGCGCCGUUAAGCAGACUAGCCAAGCGGUCGAUCAGAAGAUGAAUGAAGCCAAUCAAUACGUCAGUCAAAAACGUGAAGACUUGGAGAAGACUAUCCACGAUGGCGCCGUGAGCGCACAAGAUUCUGCUGGUAAUCAAGCUGCCAAUCUGCUGGGCAAACUACACCUUGGCAAGUAAAGAGAGCAGGCUGCUUUGUAACAGUUGGCAGGUAGAAAAGAAGGAGGAAGUUCGGAGGGGAAGUGGAAAGGAGGAGUUAGGAGUUUAGUUAUAUUAUUUGUAAAAUGUGGCAAUUUUUAAAUAAGCAGAUGGAGGAAACUGAAAGAAAUAUAAAUAAACCAAUAAUACGAAAUGCGCAAGAAAAAUGUUGGAAAUAGCAACAAAAAGCAAGCCCACACAAGCAAAUGCAAAAACACAUACACUUACAGGAAACUAGAAAUCCAGCGGCAUGAAAGCGCGAAAUAAAAUCAUAGAUAUUAAAAUAUUGGAGUUGGAAAUGUGAAAUGCAGAAAACAAAAACAAAAAAAAAAAAUUAAAAUAAAAUUGCAAGAAAAAA
Molecule: messenger RNA, 1446 nt
Organism: Anastrepha obliqua
Lineage: Eukaryota; Metazoa; Arthropoda; Insecta; Diptera; Tephritidae
Exons: 5
Coding region: 381-1070 (229 amino acids)
Source: RefSeq, a predicted model, not a curated record